GACUCAAGUCUUGGGCUUUAAACCCAAGCCCGACCCAUAACGACGUCGUAAGCUGGUAACAAUCAAAAGGGCGGGGCACGGCGCCAAGUUCCCAAACCGUCGUCACUGGUAGCUCUGAACGAUGGAGGAAGCAAAAGCGGCGGCGUACUACGAAGACCUAACCCGCCGAGGCGAAGGCGCCGCCAGAUUCAAACAAGGCCUCGGUUUCUCAUCGGCGAAGUCCGAUUCCGAAAAUGCCCCUGCGCGCGGUUCGGCGGUGGCGUAUACUUCCUCGUCUUCCUUCAUGAGCAAAUUCGUCAAGGCCUCCAGCCCUAGCAAGACGACGGAGGUCGAAAAGCAAGCGCAGAUCCAGUCGAUUCAGAACAAGCUGAAGAGGAAGAAGCCGGAGGAGCUGGCCGGAGAGGAAGAGAAGCGGCGGCCUAGGGUUUCGGAGAGGGAUAAGCGGAGUAGAAGCAGAGAGAGGGAGUCGAGGCGUAGGAGUAGGAGCAGAGAGAGGUAUAGAGAUAGGGAGAGAGAUAGAGAGAGAAGCAGGAGGAGGAGGAGGAGGAGCAGGUCUGGGAGUGAAUCGGACGGAGAUAGGAGACGAAGGAGUCGGUCACCUCGGAAUCGGAGAAAGGAACGGCGGAGGAGCCGGAGCCGGAGCUCGUCGCCGCCGAGGGAGAGGCGUUUGGAGAAGAGCAGAGAUAAAUUGGAGAAGGAGAGGAGUGGCGGUGGUGCUGACUAUUACAAAUUGAUUCAAGGCUAUGACAAAAUGUCUGCAGCGGAGAGAGUAAAAGCGAAAAUGAAACUCCAACUUGCUGAAACGGCUGAGAAGGACACAACCAAAGGCAUGGAUGGUUGGGAAAGAUUUGAAUUCGAUAAAGAUGCACCACUAGAUGAUGAGGAGAUUGAAGUUGCUGAAGACGAUGCAGCGCUCGUCAAUCACAUAGGCAAAAGCUUUCGGUUUUCAGCAUUUGAGACAAAAAGGGAGGAGCGGAUCAAAGCGGCUCAUGAUGAGGCAAUGUUUGGUGCAUCAGAUAAUCAACCAUCCAUUAUGAUAGACAGUGACGUUGAGGCAGAGAAUGAUAAUAAGGACUGCAAAGAAAGUGAGCCUCCAAGCCUCUUGAGUGAGAAGGUACUUGCCAAAAAACAGGGUUCGUGGCGUGAUCGUAUACGCCACAACAAUUGACACGGAUCAAUGGCGUGGAAGAGGUUGUUGAUGACCUGAUUCUGAAUCAUUAACGAGCCAAUGGUUAGGAUCAGCAACUGUAGCCAAGGGAGUGUCGUGAAUUUGUGCAUGCAACAUUCAGUUUUCAUAUGAACUUUCAUAGUGGAGGCAUCACACAGUGGAGAGGAGCUGCAUUGAAAUUAACAAGGAAGAAGCUUCUAUCUCCCACGAACAGCACAGGCCCAACAGUUUCAAUUAUGCCAUAUAAUUAGUGAUUGUUACGCUCAAAGCAGCCUACUUAGAGAAUCCAAACUUGGGUAGAAAAUUUGUGUUUCUCAUGGCAUCAUCGGGCUGGCUUUUUCCGCUGUGAGAUGAAAUGCCAAUAGAAGUGGUCUUGGUAGUCUUUAAGAUUAGGCUUUCUGUACUAUAUUUGUAUAUGGACUACGCGGCUCUGCACAUGAUAUAGUUCUCUAUGAGGUCCCUGGAAACCUAUGUAUCCUCUAAUUCCAAUGUGCUAGCUAGGGAGGUACCAGUUUAAUUUAGUCUGUUAUUGUUGAAUUUUAUGUAUCCCCUAUUCCAUUAUGGUGUUGUAGGAUUUUCUUC
Molecule: messenger RNA, 1750 nt
Organism: Rosa chinensis
Lineage: Eukaryota; Viridiplantae; Streptophyta; Magnoliopsida; Rosales; Rosaceae
Product: luc7-like protein 3
Exons: 6
Coding region: 122-1168 (348 amino acids)
Biological process (GO): alternative mRNA splicing, via spliceosome
Cellular component (GO): nucleus; cytoplasm
Source: RefSeq, a predicted model, not a curated record